This is a messenger RNA of Clupea harengus (Atlantic herring), 709 nucleotides long. It is a transcript of the gene trmt112, whose product is annotated as tRNA methyltransferase activator subunit 11-2. The record is from RefSeq and is a predicted model, not a curated record. Gene Ontology annotation, molecular function: protein heterodimerization activity. NCBI's taxonomy places the organism in Eukaryota, Metazoa, Chordata, Actinopteri, Clupeiformes, Clupeidae. Gene Ontology annotation, biological process: rRNA (guanine-N7)-methylation; peptidyl-glutamine methylation; tRNA methylation.
GGCGGAACAUUUAAACUGCUGCACAUCAACAAUUCCAAGGCGCAUGCUUUCCUCGCAGGCAAACGACCAUUCGUGUGAUUUGGCAUAUUUUACCGACACCGAGUUUAAUUCGGUGUGAAGAUUUUCUUGCAUUUAAACAAAUAAUUACAAUUCCAAAAUGAAACUGCUCACACAUAACAUGUUAACAUCGCAUGUGAAGGGAGUGACCAAAGGAUACCCACUUCUCAUCAAAGCAACAGAGGUUAAGGUGAACGAGGUGGAGUUUAACCCACAGUUCAUCAGUCGGAUGAUCCCCAAACUCGAGUGGAGUGCCUUCAUACAGGCAGCGGAAGGGCUGGGACACCUGCAGAAUCUUCCAAGCACAGUUGUUCCGGAAUUUGAGAAUAAUGAGGACUUUCUGCGAGAUGUUCACAAAGUUCUGUUAGAGGUGGAGGUCAUUGAGGGUUGUCUCCAGUGCCCAGAAUCAGGAAGAGAGUUCCCCAUUUCAAGAGGAGUUCCCAACAUGCUAUUAAAUGAAGAUGAAGCCUAACUUGAUUAGAAUAUAUCCUCUGAUAUACAAAUUAUGUUGAAAUACUUCCAAUUCAUCCCACCUAACCAUUUAAGGUCUGAACUCCUUUGGGGCCCUAUUCUUUCUUUUUGUUAUUUUGGUUUAUUUAUGUGUUUUUAUUGAGAUUUCAUAUGAUGUUCUGAAAUAAAAUAGUUUAAUGCC